Triticum aestivum (bread wheat) is the source of this 965-nucleotide messenger RNA. Its product is annotated as disease resistance protein Pik-2-like. The transcript has a single exon. The record is from RefSeq and is a predicted model, not a curated record. Lineage: Eukaryota; Viridiplantae; Streptophyta; Magnoliopsida; Poales; Poaceae. Bases 192 to 827 code for a protein of 211 amino acids.
GCCCAUGGUUACGUUCACAUGGCACAGCCACAACCAUGGUUAGGCCAAACUAAAACAAAAACUCCAUCAGAAUCUUGCAGCUAGUAUGUACCCACAUUAGUCGCUCCUCUUCCUGCACUUCUCUCCACUCUGACCACACACCAAGCACAAACCAAGAGAUGGCUUCGAGAGAGGAGUAAGUAGAGAGAUCAAUGGAGGUGGUCAGUGCUUCGCAUGGCGUGCUGGGUCCCCUCCUGGGGAAGCUCACCGAUUUGCUUGCUCGUGAGUAUGCCCGUUUGAAAGGCGUCCGCCGCGAGAUCCGGUCACUCAAAUCCGAGCUGACCAGCAUGCAUGCAGCGGUUCAGAAGUACAUGACGCGGCAAGAUCCUGAUGUCCAGGUGAAGGCGUGGAUAUCGCUGCUGAGGGAGUUGACAUAUGACAUCGAGGAUGUCAUCGACAAGUUCAUCUACCAGCUCGGUAAUGGCGGCCAACAUCAGGGUGGCUUCAAGGAGUUCUUUCGCAAGACUGCUUGCCGGCUCAAGACGCUGGGCUCUCGUCGUGGAAUUGCCAACCAGAUUGAAGAUCUGAAAAUUCGUCUCAAGGAGGUAAAAGAGUUGAAAAGUAGUUACAAGCUGGAUGGUGUUCACUUUGAACAUUCAGCUGUGGAUCCCCGCUUGUCUGCUCUUUUUGUUGAGGAAGCACACCUUGUGGGCAUUGAUGGUCCAAGAGAUGAUCUUGCUAGUUGGAUGUUGGAAGAUGAAAGUAGCUCAACCAAGCAUCGCAAGGUGCUGUCGAUUAUGGUUGGAUUCCUUAUACAUGACAUUGGUAUCUUUAUGUUUUCUAUUUGAACUCGUUUUCCUAGUUGGUUAACAAAAUGUACUUAUAACUAUCAGGUAUCUCAUUAUUAUCGAUGAUAUAUGGUCCAUAUCAGCAUGGGACGCUAUUAAGUAUGCUUCCCUGGAGAAUGAUUUAUAUAGCAGAAAUAU